UUUUGCUCUCUUCUCUUUGACAUUGUUAGAACCAGAGAGUGAGAUCGAUACAAAAAGCAAACAUUACUGAGAUUGAGUUGUGUCUCCUAAUCGAAGACGAAAGUUGAAAACUUUUGCUAACGGGUUUUAAGUUUCGUGAAAUUUUAGUUGUGAUAUAAUCGUAAAGUUUUGAUCUUUGGCAAUGUACAGAGCACUAUGGCGUUCUCCAUUGAGAUUUAUCGUGGGUUCCUCCUCGUCUUCAAAGUUAAGACCAACCUUAUCUCGGGAACUGAGAAGAAGUGGAAUUAAUAAUGGCUCUGGUGGUUGUUCUUGUUCUCGUAGUGUCACGACAAUGAUAGGUAAUGAAUUCAUUCGAUGCCAAGAUGAGUCAACGAGGAAGAUCUUACAGGAGCAGAUUGUUAAUGCACUUUGCUCUGGAGAGAGGCCUGGAGCGUCUGCUCUACUUUCAAAGCUAAUACAUGGAAACAAUCCACUUAGUGCCGAUGAUUUUCACAGCAUUCUUAAGUAUUGUGCGCGAUCACCUGACCCUGUGUUUGUAAUGGAGACUUACAGUGUAAUGUGUAAGAGGGAAAUUAAUCUUGACAGCAGAUCUUUGUUGUUCAUAGUACAAGCUCUUUGUAAUGGGGGACACUUGGAUAAGGCGUCAGAGUUUAUUCAGGCUUUAGGGGAAAAUGAUAGCAUUUCUCCUCUUUUGCCUGUGUAUAACUAUUUUCUUGGAGCCUGUGUCAAAACGAGAAACGGGAAUUACGCUAGUAGGUGUUUGGAGUUGAUGGAUCAAAGGAGAGUAGGGAAGAAUGAAAUAACAUAUGCAGCACUUCUCAAGCUUGCAGUUCUUCAGCGCAAUCUACCAUCUGUUAAUGAGAUAUUAAAACACUAUGUGGACCAUUAUAGCCUGAGUAUACUCUCCCUCAGAAAGUUCAUAUGGUCCUUUACGAGGCUGGGCGAUUUGAAAUCAGCUUAUGAGCUAUUGCAACACAUGGUGGCUCUAGCUUCGAGAGGAGAGCUCUUUGUCAAAUUCAAAAGUGGUAAACUGCAUUCCACAAGACUAGAUAUUCCUAUACCAUCAAGUACUCAGACGAGAUCAGAGAAAGUUGCUUUAGGAGGAGUAAAUGAUCACACGGCUUCUCUAAUGGUGGAUGCUCAUGGAAAGAACAACGUCCCUGCGACUAGGAUCCUCAGAUGGUCGUUCAACGAUGUGAUUCACGCAUGUGGACAGUCUAAAAACUCUGAGCUAGCGGAGCAGUUAAUGCUUCAGAUGCAGAAUCUUGGGUUGGUACCAUCGAGCCAUACGUAUGAUGGUUUCAUUAGAGCUGUUGCGUUUCCAGGAGCAUACGAAUAUGGCAUGACACUGUUGAAAGUAAUGCAGGAGCAGAAUCUGAAACCGUAUAACUCAACUCUCGCUACGGUUUCAGCUUAUUGCAGUAAGGCCUUUCAGGUUGAUUUAGCUGAACAUCUGCUGGAUCAAGUGUCUGAGUGCUCUUAUGCGUAUCCUUUCAAUAACCUUCUUGCUGCGUGUGACUCCUUGGACCAACCAGAGCGUGCUGUCCGAGUAUUGGCUAGGAUGAAACAGCUAAAUCUGCGUCCUGACAUGAGGACCUAUGAACUGCUCUUUUCAUUAUUUGGUAAUGUGAAUGCACCAUAUGAAGAAGGCAACAUGCUGUCACAAGUGGACUGUUGUAAAAGAAUAAACGCUAUAGAAAUGGACAUGGUGAGAAAUGGUCUUCAACACAGUCCUAUCUCAACUCGGAACGUGCUGAGAGCCCUCGGAGCUGAAGGCAUGGUGAACGAGAUGAUCAGACACCUGCAAAGAGCUGAGAAUAUGUAUCUAGAGACGGCUACAUACAACAUAGUGCUUCAAUCACUUCUCGAGGCAAAUGAAACUAACAUGGUGAUAAAAAUAUUCAAAAGGAUGAAAGCAUGUGGAUACCCUGCAGACGCUGCUACAUACAACAUAAUGAUUGAUUGUUGCAGCAUCAUCCACUCUUACAAAUCAGCUUGUGCCUUAGUCUCCAUGAUGAUCCGUGACGGGUUUUCUCCAAAAGCGGUCACGUUUACUGCUCUAAUGAAGAUUUUGUUGAACGAUGAUAAUUUCGAGGAGGCGCUCAAUCUCUUGGACCAAGCUGCAUCAGAAGGGAUACAACUCGAUGUCUUAUCAUACAACACCGUUCUGCGUAAAGCGUUUGAGAAGGGAAUGAUCGAUGUGGUUGAGUACAUAGUGGAGCAAAUGCGCAGAGAGAAAGUGAGUCCAGAUCCAUCAACAUGUCAUUUUGUAUUCAACUGUUACGUGGAGAAAGGGUAUCACACGACAGCGAUAGAAGCGUUGAAUGUUCUGAGCCUAAGAAUGCUCGGCGGAGAAGUGAAAGAGAGUCUUCAGGAGAAGAAAGCAGAGCUUGAGGAAAGUUUUGUCAUGAGUGAAGACCCUGAAGCUGAAACGAAGAUUAUUGAGCUGUUUAGAGACUCGCGGGAGCAUCUUGCAGCUGCGCUUUUGAAUCUAAGGUGGUGCUCGAUGCUUGGGGUGAGGGUUAUAUGGUCGGAAGAGCAAAGUCCAUGGGCGAAAGGACUGUCUAACAAGUAUGUUUAGUAGGUGGCUUUUCGUCUCUAAAUCUGUUGAUUCUCUGCCCAUUUAAAGGAAGCUUCUCUGUUCACAAACUGGUGAGUGAGUCUAGCCGGUUCAUUGUGAACAGUUUGAUGAGAUGAGUCUGCACGGCGAUUAGAAGCAUCUUUAGUCGUUUGCUAUACAAACCACCUAACAACUAAGGUGGUGGUCUGAGUUUUUUUUUUUCUUUUUCGCCGACGUAUGAAAGAGCUGUAAACUUUAUCAAAUUUUUAAUUUUAUUCGCUUAAGACAAUUUUCAGUGUAUUUUUUAAAAUCAUAGAUGAAAGAGCUGUAAACUAUAUAUCAAUGUUUUAAUUUUAUUUGCUUAAAACAAUUUUUUCUGUA
Molecule: messenger RNA, 2941 nt
Organism: Brassica napus (rape)
Lineage: Eukaryota; Viridiplantae; Streptophyta; Magnoliopsida; Brassicales; Brassicaceae
Product: pentatricopeptide repeat-containing protein At1g76280
Exons: 12
Coding region: 182-2581 (799 amino acids)
Molecular function (GO): protein binding
Source: RefSeq, a predicted model, not a curated record